Molecule: messenger RNA, 837 nt
Organism: Seriola aureovittata
Lineage: Eukaryota; Metazoa; Chordata; Actinopteri; Carangiformes; Carangidae
Gene: il20
Product: interleukin 19 like
Exons: 5
Coding region: 211-732 (173 amino acids)
Source: RefSeq, a predicted model, not a curated record
GUGAGUAUUUAUGAUUUUUGGACUGUUUGUCAGACAAAACAAAAAUUGAUGUUAAAAGAUUCUUUGACAUUUGACAGAACAAUUGAUAAUUAAAUUAAUUCUUAGAUAAUCCUUAUCUACAUAUAGUAAUUUACUUUAAUAGUAAUUUAUUUGAAGAGGUUUAAACAAACAGAAUGUCUCUGUUAGUUUUGCCACCAGAUAUCCACAGUGAUGAAGAUGCUGCUCAGCUGCUCUCUCUCCCUGCUGCUUGUGCUCAGCUGUCUGAGUGAACCUGUGGAGAGCCGCACUCUGCAUCUGGACAGCUGCUCUGUCAAUGUUCACACACACGAACUGCGCAAAUAUUACUCCACCAUACGUUCAGAUGUGCUAGCAGGAGACAAUGAGAUUGGAGUAAAACUUCUGGACAAAUCAUUGAUAAAGGAUGUUCAGGAGGGACAGACGUGCUGUUUCCUGCAUCUUCUGCUGCGUUUCUACGUUGAGAGAGUGUUCAGCAACUACGCCUCCUCAGAGCCACAGCAGCAACGAUGCUCCAGCGCCCUGGCCAACGCUUUUGUCAGCAUCAGAAGAGACAUACAUAAAUGUCACUGCCACUGUAGAGAAGAGACCCAGAGAACAAUUGACUCCCUCCAUGUUGCUUAUAUCAAGCUUCAAAUAAACCAGGCAGCACAGAAGGCCAUGGGCGAGCUGGACACCGUCCUGGAGUGGCUGGAGGGACUCGGCCAGAAAACAUGAUCAUGAUCCCACAGAAACUCAAAGAGCCUGACAUGACUUGUAAGCAAAGUGAAGAUUACAACUUUAACUUCACAUCUGUGCCAUUAUUAUAUUUUGUACUUGAAU